Brassica rapa (field mustard) is the source of this 5105-nucleotide messenger RNA. Its product is annotated as pollen receptor-like kinase 4. The record is from RefSeq and is a predicted model, not a curated record. Gene Ontology annotation, molecular function: protein binding; protein kinase activity; ATP binding. NCBI's taxonomy places the organism in Eukaryota, Viridiplantae, Streptophyta, Magnoliopsida, Brassicales, Brassicaceae. Gene Ontology annotation, biological process: protein phosphorylation.
UAAAUAACAUUGAAGUUCUCUAUAGCGCGUGAGCGUUUGUAUGCCACCCACAACAACAUAUAUCAUUCUAUUUAUAUUAUCUAUAUAGAAUAGGUAUCUCAAACAGAAAUUCAACAAUAGAAAAAAAUUUAAUUUUCUUUAUAUUAUUAACUUGUAGUGUUUAAUGAAAUAAACAUAAUGUCUAAAUUCACAAAGGCAAAGUUAGUUCAUCUGACGAUAUAAUUUGUAUAUCUUCUAACUCCAUCGCUCGGGUAUAAGAAACACUUGUAUCUUAGGGCGUGGUAGAGUUGAAUGAAGGUUGUCAUCGGGUAAGCAAAAUCAAAAGCAUAAUGUGUAAUUGGGUAAGCUAAAUUUUAUUUAAUUGGAACCAAUCUUUUGAUCUUUUUAGAUAUAAGAAACUCACCAACAGAACCCACAACCACAGCUAGUAAUGUAUUCGAUGUAAAAAUAAAAUAUUCAUUUCCAUCUGGCAAGCAAAUGCUAAAAAGGUCGAACCACCAUACGUAGAUGUCAUUCCGGAGUUUUACAACGUAUAUAUCUACCUCUGGUUUGAGGCUUAGCCUAUAUGAACCUUUGCUUGCCAGAUGAUGAUGACUAUUUUAUUGGUGCAUGCAAAAGCUGAGACUGGGCGGUUUGCAAUGCAGAAGGUAUUCAUAUCGUGUUUUCAAAAAAAAAUUAUCUGUGUACACAACAUCUUUCACCAUAUUUUAUGUGAUCGUACUGCUUACACAAGAAACAUGAAAUAUCAUUUUAGUACUAUCUCAAAGUAUAUGAUCAUGUUAUAAUUAUUUUAUGAUUAUAACAUUGUUGUCAGAAGGGGAGAAUCUUUCCUCUUUCUGGUUGUUUGAAAAUAGCUCAUAUCACAAUUCAUGAUUCUCAAAGUAUCAUUAUAUUUUAUAUCAUAUGAAGCUCUCCAAUAUAUUCACAGAUGCAUACCAAUAGUUGGUUAGAACAAACAAAUGACAAAUCACAUUAACAAGGAUUAUAUAACAAAAAACAAAGAAAAAAUCCUAUGGUCACCCUAAGAUCUCUCUAAAACCUAAACAAUCUUUAGACAACACGAAGGCAAUCAAAAACAAGUUUUGCCAAUUGACAUAGUUGGGUUUUGUCUAUUCUUGGUGAGGUUUUGUUCCCUAUCUCUCUCUCUCUUCAUACAUUUUUUUUCUCUCUCUUUGUCUCCCAGAAAAGAAAAGAGAGAAAAAAUCAUUUUCUGCUCGAAAAAGAAGAAUUUUCUUGUUGAAGAAUCGAUCAAUAGCGUGUGUUAGCUGCAAUGCUAACUUGGGAGAGCCAGGUUAGGCUUGCAAGCAACACCGCCUUGACGAAGAAACUAGCCUUCAUCACAUUCUUCAUCAUUGGGUUAUGUCCAGCCAUAAUGGUCAUGUCUCAGGAGCACAAGGUUGUGCCAGGCUCAGACGCAGAUUCCCUCUUGAGAUUCAAAGACACUUUAGCGAAUGCUUCUGUCAUUAGCAGUUGGGAUCCUUCAACCGCGCCUUGUAAGCGAAAGUCAUCAAACUGGUUCGGUGUUCUCUGCUUUGCCGGACAUGUUUGGGGUCUACAACUUGAAGGAAUGGGUUUAACCGGGAAGCUAGACCUUGAACCAUUGACUCCUAUCAAGGACCUAAGAACCUUAAGCUUCAUGAACAACAAUUUCGACGGUGCAAUGCCAUCUGUCAAGAAACUCGUCUCGUUGAAGUCAUUGUACUUGUCUAACAACAGGUUUACAGGGGAGAUACCCGCGGACGCGUUUGAUGGUAUGCAUCAUUUGAAAAAGCUUUUGCUGGCGAACAACGCCUUUCGCGGGAACGUCCCUUCUUCUUUAGCUUCUUUGCCAUUGCUUUUAGAGGUGAGGCUGAAUGGGAACCAGUUCCAAGGGGCGAUACCUGAUUUUAAACAGAAAGAUCUUAAGUUAGCUAGCUUCGAGAACAAUGACCUCGAGGGACCUAUACCCGAAAGCCUACGUAACAUGGAUCCUGGCUCUUUUGCAGGGAACAAGGACUUGUGUGAUCCUCCACUAAGCUCAUGCUCAGGGGAUUCAUGGUUUUUUCUGGAUCCUCCUUCUACUUCCACGGAGAAGAAGAGCAAGAGCAACUCUUUCUACACAAUUGCAAUCGUUUUGAUUGUCAUUGGUGUAAUACUAGUGAUCAUCUCCUUUGUGGUUUGUGUCUUUCACACCAGAAAACAGAAGUGCUUGUCGGCUUAUCCAUCCGCGGGGCAAGACAGGACAUAUAAAUACAGUUAUGAUCAACCCGCGGACACGGAGAGAGCCGCGGAGUCUGUUACUAGCUACACUACUAAGAGAGUAACAGUACCGGACCAGGACAAGCUCUUGUUUCUGCAAGAAGACAUUCAGAGAUUCGACCUUCAAGAUCUUCUAAGAGCUUCUGCUGAAGUACUUGGGAGUGGAUGCUUUGGUGCUUCUUACAAAGCCGGGAUAAGUAGCGGCAAGACGCUGGUCGUGAAGAGGUAUAAACAUAUGAACAACGUGGGAAGAGAUGAGUUUCAUGAGCAUAUAAGAAGGUUAGGGAAGCUGAGUCAUCCGAAUCUGUUACCUCUUGUGGCUUACUAUUACCGUAGAGAAGAGAAGCUUUUGAUCGCUGAGUUCAUGCCUAACCGUAGCUUGGCAAGCCAUCUUCACGGGAACCAUUCUGUGGAUCAACCUGGAUUGGAUUGGCCGACAAGGCUAAAGAUUAUACAAGGAGUUGGUAAGGGUUUAGGUUACUUGUUCAAGGAGCUACCAACACUAACCAUCCCUCACGGUCAUCUCAAGUCAUCAAACGUUGUACUUGACAAAUCAUUUGAGCCUCUCUUAACAGACUACGCGCUAAGACCAGUGAUGAACUCAGAGCAAUCUCAUAACCUAAUGAUCGCUUAUAAAUCUCCAGAGUACAGCUUAAAGGGACAUAUAACCAAGAAGACCGACGUUUGGUGCCUCGGUGUCCUGAUCUUGGAGCUUAUAACCGGUAGGUUUCCUGAGAAUUAUCUAAGUAAAGGGUACGAUGCUAACAUGAGCCUUGUGACUUGGGUGAGUGACAUGGUGAAAGAGAAGAAAACGAGUGACGUGUUUGACAAGGAAAUGAUUGGGAAGAAGAACUGUAAAGCAGAGAUGCUGAGCCUGUUGAAAAUAGGGUUGAGCUGUUGCGAAGAAGAUGAAGAGAGGAGGAUGGAGAUGAGAGAUGCUGUGGAGAAGAUAGAGAGGUUAAGAGAGUCGGAUAUUGACUUGGAAGCUUCUACCAAUGUCUUUGCUUCUCGGUUGAUAGAAGAUGAUGACUUUGGUUUUGCGGUGAAUCGAUGAUGAGUAUGGUCAGUCUUAUCAAUGGAAAGAAGAGUUUGAAAAAAAAAACAAUUUGUUAUGUUGAUGUAAGAAAAACAAUUUGUUAACUUUUCCAGCUUUAUAAAAUCAGUCACUCUCUCGUUCGUGUAAAUUAGUUUGCAUAGUCUCAUUAAGUUUACUCAUUUCUCCAUAUGAUUAUUAUUAUAACAUUACAAUAGUGUAUCCUACACAUAAUACAUGAAUCUAUGCGUGAGAUUAGGACUUUUUUUUUCAAGAAGAAGCUACAAUAAUGAUCCAUUAUUGUUCUAAUUUGGAGGUAAUAGGAGUCCUUGAAAGUCCUAAUUUAGGAAUACCGCAGAUUUUAUAUUGAAGCCAUCCGAGAAAAGGCCAAGAUUCUUGGAGAGCAUGCUACUCUGUAAUUGAUGAAGUUCCAAAAGGGAAACGUGAAGAACAAGUAUGUGAAUUUAGGGUUAGUAUCUGUAACAGUGGAUAAAGAUAAAGGAAGCCAACAUGCUCUCAAAUGAGCAGGUCAUCAUAUUGUCUCCAAAGGACAAACUAUCAUCCUCCUCCAUGUUCUCCAAGAACAAACGAUAGUGCACCGUGAUCUGAAACCAGGAAACAUUUUGAUUGACCCGAACAAUCUAAGCAAAAUCGCCAAACAAGUCCCUGAAGCUGCAGAGGACGUCUACUCCUUUGGUAUCUUGCUUCUCGACCUGCUCACAUCGAAAAGACCUACUGGUUUUGCUUACAACGUUGAGCAAGCGGUGGAGCAAGGGACAUUCAAGGAUAUGUUAGACGACUCAGCAGUUCAUAACUGGCCAGUGGAGGAAGCUUUAACUUUGGCAAAAGGUUGCGCUUAAAUAUGCACAGCUGAGAAGGAAAGACUGAUCAGACCUAGGGAAAGUGGUUUUACCAGAGCUCAUUAGACUGAGAGCUCUUGCAGAUGCCAAUAUGGAGUGUAUAAUGUUCAACUAUAGCAGAGCCCCAUCACCAAAUCAUAGCUUUUUGUCUCUUUACCACCAGUUGAAAGUACUGAAAAAUGCUGAGUGUUUAAACAUUUUUGUUAUAUCCUCAUUUUAAAAUGAAAAUAUUUUUAAAGUAUUACAGGAUAAAAUGAGUUAGUGUAACGUCAGAUGGCUAGUAUACACAUUCAAGUACUUAGUUUUAUUGGACACGAAGAAGAACUUUGGUGCAUUAUAUAUACUUUCCAUAAAUUAACUUUUAAAACAUUAACAUAAAAUGAGCUAGUGUAAACUUGUUGUAUCUAUGCUAACUUUACUUUUGUUUUCGUUUUAGAUGAAAACGACGAGGGUUAUAAUCCUUGUAUGUUGAAGGAAAGAUGAACUGAGGCCAUUCUUUUUUUUUGGGUGUAAUGUAUUCAUAUUGUUUAUAUUCGUAAGCAAAAAAAACUAUAGGAAAGUAUAUGUUAGGUUUGGUAGUAAUACCUCUGCAACACGUAAACUCUGUUUUGAUAUAUACAAGACGAAAUCUGGAUCACACAAAUCCUAAUGCUAAUCCUAGUUAGCUUCUAAAUUAAGAGAUACUCGUAAUUAUACAUAUACUCUAAAGCUAUAAUGUAAAAUAUCAAAUCAAGAUUGGCACUCAGUGAUUUUAUAACAAAAAUAAAGUUUAAAUUAAUAUAACAGUAUUUAUAUCAUAACUAAGAACUUUAUUAUCAUUUUUUAUGAUUUUCCAUAAUAAAAAUACAAAUUAUAAGUUUUAAUCAUUUUAAAUUAUGUGGACACAAAUAAUAUAUAACCAAAUCAGUACGUAUGACAGAUCAACAAAAAAAUAACACCAAUCAAAAUUUGUCACAUUAGUAAAAACUCCACGU